Owenia fusiformis is the source of this 1701-nucleotide messenger RNA. Lineage: Eukaryota; Metazoa; Annelida; Polychaeta; Sabellida; Oweniidae. The record is from the annotation of a GenBank genome assembly.
CGACGUCAUAAAUGCUUGACCAAAAUGGAAGUUUCUAUCGUAUCUGCUAAAACUUCGAAUAAGAAGACUUUCAUCGGUAAAAAAGGUAUAAGGAGAACUGCUCAUCAGAUUCCAGAGGAAAUUAUCAAUGAUGUGCAAUUAAAUGAUGCUAUAAAACAGCUGCCAAGCAAUUACAAUUUUGAAAUUCACAAAACUGUGUGGAAAGUCAGAUACAACAAAGCUAAGAAAGUGGCAUUACAAUUUCCUGAAGGACUCUUACUGUUUGCUUGCCCGAUAGCUGACAUCAUUGAAAGAUUCACUGAUGCAGAAACUGUCAUUAUGGGAGAUGUUACGUAUGGCGCUUGUUGCGUUGAUGAUUUCACUGCCAGAGCUCUGGGUUGCGAUAUCAUGGUGCAUUAUGGUCAUAGCUGUUUAGUGCCCAUUGACAGGACAGAAGGUAUCCAAAUGCUCUACGUGUUUGUUGAUAUAAAAAUCGACACCUCACACUUUUUGAAAACUGUUCAGUAUAACUUCGAACCUGGAACUUCGUUAGCUCUAGUCAGUACCAUCCAGUUUGUGGCAGCUCUGCAAUCAGCUAAAGAGCAUUUCUCAGGUGAUUAUACAGUUACAAUACCUCAAUGUAAGCCUCUUUCUCCAGGAGAGAUUCUUGGAUGUACAUCGCCACGACUACCAGAUCAUGUCACAGCAUUAAUAUAUCUAGGGGAUGGUAGAUUCCAUUUAGAGUCUGUUAUGAUCAUGAAUCCAACAGUCAAGGCAUACAGGUAUGAUCCCUAUUCAAAGAUUUUCUCAGAAGAAUUCUAUGAGCAUGAUAAGAUGAAGGAGAAUCGGCAAAAGGCAAUACAGGAAGCAACAGUGGCAACAAAGUUUGGCCUUGUGCUGGGAACUUUGGGAAGACAAGGCUCACCUAAAGUACUUUCGAACCUUGAACAGCAAUUAAAGGCAAAUGGGAAGGAUUAUAUUAUCGUUUUACUGUCAGAGAUUUUUCCUGAUAAACUGGCUCGAUUUGAUGAUGUUGAUGCUUGGGUGCAAGUGGCCUGUCCGAGGCUUUCUAUAGAUUGGGGAACAGCAUUUAAUAAACCAUUACUUUCACCAUACGAGGCAAGUGUUGCACUAAAUUCUUCAAAAUGGGCAGACACAUAUCCAAUGGACUACUAUUCAAAUAACAGCCUAGGGCCUUGGACAAAUAACCAUGAACUAAACAGACAGCGGCCAAAAUCUCAAUCUAAGGCUCAAAUGACACCAAAAAUGACUGUCUCUGAAAUAACCAGUGUAGCUAAGCAUAUAAAGGAUGAUGCUUCUGAAUCUGUUGCUGAAUCCAAGUCAUUUGAUAUGGAAGAACAAUUGAAGGUGUCUCCAUCUAUAUGUGGCGCUGGGAAAUGUGAUAAUUGUUGACAUCAAUGAGAUAAUGUAGAAAUAAAACUGAUUUUAUUUUAAUAUGAAUCUUCAAAUUAAGUGUAUGUUAUGUUAGAAUGUCAAGAGCAUAGUGCUUAGGUUCUGAGUUGGGAAACACAUACCAAGUUUUCUUACUGAUGAGAUAUAAAAUACCACAAAAGUAGCUGUUAUGGCCUUUAAUGAGAGGUCCAUUAAGAAAGGAUGAAAGAACAACAUUAAGUGAAUGCUAUUUUGAUUUAAUAUUUCAUUUAAACAUUCAGAAGUUACAUAUUCAGUCAAUAAAAUCAAGUACUGUAGAUACACUUAAUU